This is a messenger RNA of Dendroctonus ponderosae (mountain pine beetle), 1889 nucleotides long. RefSeq names its product probable aminopeptidase NPEPL1. The transcript has 8 exons. Gene Ontology annotation, molecular function: metalloaminopeptidase activity; manganese ion binding. The record is from RefSeq and is a predicted model, not a curated record. Gene Ontology annotation, cellular component: cytoplasm. Gene Ontology annotation, biological process: proteolysis. The coding region runs from base 190 to 1749 and encodes 519 amino acids. NCBI's taxonomy places the organism in Eukaryota, Metazoa, Arthropoda, Insecta, Coleoptera, Curculionidae.
UAAAUGAAGAGGAAACCUGUGGAGGAACAGAGGAGGAAGGGAAUUGAGGUUAUGUGACUUAAGCGUCAGCUGAGUUAAAUAUUCAAGUUGCUUUGUAUUUAUGUUACGAGCUUUAUUACUCCUCAAACGAGAGAGGAAUCUCCUUUUCUCACUCCCUGUUAGAGGAUACAAGGUCUGUAGGUCCACAAAAUGGCCAAUCUGGUGUUCAGGUCAGGCCUGACUAGCUCAGGUCAUCUAUGCAUCCCAGUUCUCAUCAUUGGCCAGCUGAAGCACUUGACUCAGCUUCGGUUUAAGGACAUAAAGGUGAAACUGGAUUCUAGAGUCACUGAGCAGGCGUAUGGUUUGGCAGUCACCAGUUUAAAUCCAUCCCCAACUGAUACCAAGUCUCUUUUCGUGAAUCUGGCCUCUGUUGCUGCCCUGCCAGUCAUUUGCAGUCGGCACAACACUCCAUCCAGAGCCCAUUCUAUCACGAAGAUUAUUCAGAGUUCGGUUUAUGGAGAUACUGACGAGCAUAUUGUGAUUGUUUGCGAACAUUCUGAUGUCUAUGCAAGCGCUUGUGCGGUCGCAAGAGCUCUUCCGCUUUAUUCAAAAAAGUCGGAAGCCAAUAAAACCGCAGCUACGAUUUCCGUAGAGUUUCUUGUAAGGGGGAAUGACUCGGGAUCUGCUAAUCCCUACGUGGAACUAACUACAGACGAAAUCAGCUGCAUUACAAAUGCUGCUACAGGCGUCAGACUCGCUGCCCGGAUUGUUGAUACCCCCUGCAGUGAAAUGAACGUGGAUAGCUUUUUAACGGAGGUCACAAAGAUCGGGGCAGAACUAGACAUCACUCCAACUGUUAUCCGCGACAAGGAAUUGGCCGCAAAAGGCUUCGGUGGCAUCUACGGAGUAGGAAAAGCGGCAAAAGUGCCUCCGGCUUUGGCUGUUUUAAGCUACACUCCUACAGGGGCCACUCAAACUGUGGCAUGGGUGGGAAAAGGCAUUGUAUAUGACACUGGUGGUCUCAGUCUUAAGGGCAAGUUAGCUAUGCCUGGAAUGAAGCGAGACUGUGGCGGCGCAGCAGGAAUUCUAGGCGCAUUUUAUGCCGCCGUUAAAUCGGGAUUUACUGAAAACUUGCACGCAGUUUUUUGCCUGGCAGAAAACGGCAUCGGUCCGGAUGCCACCAGGCCAGACGACAUUCUCACCUUAUACUCUGGACGUACCGUAGAGAUCAACAACACGGACGCGGAAGGCCGGCUAGUGUUGUCUGACGGUGUGUUUUAUGCCAGCAAAGAUCUCAAAGCCAACAUCAUUCUGGAUAUGGCCACAUUAACUGGAGCCCAGGGUAUCGCUACUGGAAAGUACCACGCGGCCUAUCUGACCAACAACGGAAGUUGGGACGAUGCUCUUAUGAAAUCAGGAUUACUGUCGGGAGAUCUGGUAUUUCCUCUACCCUACUGUCCCGAAUUCCAUGUAGGAGAGUUUAAUUCCGAACUUGCCGAUAUGAAGAAUUCGGUAACAGACAGACAUAAUGCUCAAGCCAGCUGCGCCGGUAUUUUUAUUGAAGCACAUUUAGGGUUUGAUCAUCCCGGCACUUGGAUUCAUGUCGAUAUGGCUUAUCCUGUUCAUAGCGGAGAACGAGCCACUGGGUAUGGCGUAUCCCUAUUAACGACUCUUUUCGGUGUUUAUAGCAAGAAUCCCAUUCUAAGGAAGAUAUCUCCAGAAAUACCCUCUGUUGAUGAGCGCGCAACGAAAAAAGCCAGAAUUAAUUAAUUAAGCUAUGCAAGGUAAGAAUCAGGCUGUUACUUAAUUUGUUUAAGGCCAGUUUUGUUGUUUACUAACGUCUUUUAUCAGUUUACUGCUAAUUGCAAUUGGGGUUGUCAACUGGAGAUUAAAUUUUAUUUUGACCCAAA